Messenger RNA from Polypterus senegalus (gray bichir), 8674 nucleotides. Its product is annotated as centrosomal protein of 170 kDa protein B. The record is from RefSeq and is a predicted model, not a curated record. NCBI's taxonomy places the organism in Eukaryota, Metazoa, Chordata, Cladistia, Polypteriformes, Polypteridae. The transcript is spliced from 18 exons. Gene Ontology annotation, molecular function: protein binding. Bases 290 to 5032 code for a protein of 1580 amino acids.
ACCUGCUGGCUGCCCGGGGGCGAGGCUGCGCAGUUUGCUCGCAGUCUCGCAGUCGGAGAGGCCGCCGCUGCCGCUGGGAGUGGGUGGGUGUGCGCUUCACCUGCUCAGCUCGUUCUUCCAGCCUUCCACCCCCCCCACCGCCAAUUGCAAGCAGUCGGGAAGGACCGUGUUGGCAGCAGCCCGUUGGCAGAAGACGAGGACGCCUCGCCGAGCUCUUCAUGUUGUGUGGGGUGGAGAUCUCGCCUGGAUUCCGUAGGAUUAAAACACAUUGCACAAUCAAGACCCCACAAUGAGUGUAACAUCAUGGUUCUUAGUCAGCAGCACUGGUAUUCGACAUCGGCUUCCACGAGAAAUGAUCUUUGUGGGAAGAGAAGACUGUGAGCUUAUGCUUCAGUCCCGUAGUGUUGAUAAGCAGCAUGCAGUAAUCAACUAUGAUCCAGCCAGUGAUGAGCACCUAGUGAAGGACUUGGGCAGCCUUAACGGGACAUUUGUGAAUGACUUAAGAAUUCCAGACCAAACAUACAUAACCCUUAAACUUGGAGACCUCAUACGAUUUGGCUACGAUCCUCACAUGUACAUGCUGGAAAAAAGUGAACACAGAGUCCCAGAAGAGGCGUUGAAGCAUGAGAAGUACACGAGCCAACUGCGGAUGGGUCUUAAAAGUUCAGAUGGUAGGAGGGGAGUUGAUCAUGCUGAUGAUACAAUCGGGGAAACAAAUACCUCAAAAUCCAAAUAUGAAAAAGCAGAACGUAAAGGACCAACAGAUAGCAGCAUAUCCCGUCCAACACCACUCUAUGGUCAGCCAUCGUGGUGGGGUGAAGAUGAUGUUGGCGGCAUUCUGCAACAUGAUGACAGUAGACAUCUGGAAGACUCGCAUUCAGAAAUUCACAAGGAGACCUCCAAACAUGAUCCAGACUUAAAUGAAAACAUUACUGAUAACCAGGAUCUGCAGACAAGGUCUAUCUACUCUUACAGACGAGAACCAAGUUACUUUGAAAUCCCAACCAAGGAGUUCCAGAUGCGCACUAAAAGUCCAGAGACAGAAUUACAUGAGAUUCCCACCAAAGAUACAGACACACCUAGCACUGUUACUCCCCCAGUAGUUCAGAGUCAUGCAUCCUUCACCAUUGAGUUUGAUGACUGCACCCCUGGAAAGAUCAAGAUCAAAGAUCAUGUGACUAAGUUUUCCUUCAGCAAACGUAAACCUCUUGGCAAAGAUACAGCAGUUGCCCCUACUGAAGUAAUGUCCAUAGAGAAUAAGGUGGCAGACUGGCUUGUUCACAAUGACCCCAGCAUCAUAAAAUGGAAGUCCCCUUCUGAUGAUGUAUACAGCACUAAAAGUGAUCUGCCAGUUCACAUUAAAACUCUCAAAGGCAACCAACAUGAAGAUGGAACUCAGAGUGACACAGAAGAUGCAGUCCAGGUGGAACAACCAACCAAACAGAUCUCGACUAAGGAAAAGGUUCCACCCCCACCAGAGCUGCAGUCUUCUGUGCAAAGUCAUGCCAAGCAUAGCCCACAGGAAUUACUGAACCAACAAGCUUUUGUUAUAGAAUUCUUUGAUGAUAAUCCACGCAAGAAAAGGUCACAAUCUUUUACCAAUAAUGCUGGACAUAAUGAUUCCUUUUCUACCCUGAAGGCUAAGCUGGAAAAAAGACGAGGUACGAUGACUAUUGAAAAGUCAGCUGUUGACUCUCAACAUGGUCUUGGGUCACCGCAGCCAAUAGGAGAAUCACUAAAAAGCACAGGUGUCCCCCAGAGGUCUAGCUCCCUCAAGCGAGAAAAAACAGACGAUCGUAUUAAUGCCAAUACUUCGGUUGUCACAUCCCACAUUACAGUAGCUGUAAAGCCUUUUGCCAAUGUGGGGAAAAAAAACAAGGUGAACCAGAACUUUUCAUCUGGGCUUUAUAGAGAUUCAAUGCCAGAGAAGACGUUUUCCCCGCUGUUGAAUACUGCAGCAUUGUUGGCCACAGCCUCACCUGUCCACUCUCCUACUCACUCACCCAGUCCUGUUUUGGUUAAUACUUCCCAUAAUACUCCUUUAUGUCCUUUUACCAUUCAACAAGGAGAAACUAAGGCUGCUGGAAAUGAAGAGGAAGACAGCUUAAGUGAUGCUGGGACAUAUACCAUAGAGGCAGAAUGUCAAGACAAGGAGAUGGAAGAGCCCAGAAGUAUUAUUGAGCAGUCUUAUGGUACAUCAUCAGAAGGAGGACCUAAAUGGGUAUCACGCUGGGCAAGUUUGGCGGACACCUUUGAAGAUUCUGGUUCCACAGAAGGCUUGAGUGAUAAUCCACAGCGUAUUGAAGUUCCAGACAGAAAUGAAAAACCUGACCACCAGGCCAUACUCAGUCAACCUAUCCAUCAUACAGAAUUUGACAUUAGCCAUUCUGUUAGAACAAGAAGACGCUUGCCUCAGGUUCCUCCAGCAGACAAGACAGAAAUUAUUACUCCUAGUAUUCUGGUUCCCAGUGACUCUUACACUUCAUACAAAAUUCCUGAAAAGAGCUCAAAAAUGCCCAAGCAACAGGAAGAUGUGCAGAGACUUAAUGUUCAAGAUGACGUGGAUCCAGAUAGUUUGAGUGACACUAGCAAAUCAGAUGAGGGUUCAUUUUGGGAAAGAGAUAAGAAACAAAAAUCAAUAAGAUCUGUUGAAACAUCUAAAAACAGAAAGCCAUGGAGCAAUUUUGGAACACAUCAGCAGACUGAUGAAAGAGGGGGAUCCAAAGCACAACAUACGUCUUUUUAUAUUGCCUCAGAAGAAGCUCCUUUAAAGCAAAUGUCGGCAGUAAGUCAUACUACCAUUGACGCAGGGUCUGAGCAUGACACUAGAUCUGGUUCAGAAAGUUCUAGCAUUCGGGAAAAGACGUUGCAUAGUCAGGAAUCCAAGAAGUUAGGGAAACCUCUUAGUUUGGUUACAAAAAGUGUUCCCCAAGAAAGAGAGGUUCUUUCAACCAAAGACACCUCAGUAUCUCUGGUCCGCCAGGAAAGCUUCACCAAAGAUCGCCCAAGUGAUGAUGUUACUGUCAACAAGCUUCCUCACAUUUCAAGUCAUUCAUCCAUGAAGGAUUUUGAAGCAACAAAUCCUUAUGACAUAGACUGCCAAGAUACACAGCAGAUCCUUAAAGAAACUGAAAAUACUCUAGCUGUCCUGGAAGCCAGAUUGCAGUCUCAGAGUAGUAGCCCAAAGCAAAAAUCUGAGAGUCCUUCUACCCAUAUGGAAGACUCCCUAUCUGGUGAUUCUGAUAUUGACACUGCUAGUACUGUCAGUUUAGUAAGCAACAAAAAUGUGCCAAAUGUUAGUCGAAAAAAGACCAGUGUCACGGCUGUGCAAAAGGACACAUCCUCAGCAAAUGUCUCUGUUCAGAAGCAGACAAGUGCCCGUGAAAGGCUUUCUGAAACCCGCAAGAAGCAUGUAGGGGACCGACAAGUAGACAAGACAGACCCAACUAAAAGAUUUCAUCUGAGGCGGAGUUCUGGAACACGUGGUUCAUUGGAUUUUACUGAUGACUUUCGCAAUUCGAACAUAUCAUUCCCACCUGAUACAGCUUCUUCAGACCAUGAAUCCACUUCUCGUUCCUCUCUGAGGAAAAAGCCAAUUAUACAACCUUUAAAGGAUGACGGUGGCAAACCUCUGAAGCCAGUAGUCCAGCAAGGUCUCACUCGUUCUAACAGUUUGUCUGCACCAAGGCCUACGAGGGCAUCUAUGCUUCGGCGAGCCCGUCUUGGCGAGGCUUCUGAUAAUGAAGGUGCUGACACAGAUCGAACCCCUGUAAACUUAGAUGGCACAACCUUGUCAAAAGCUCAGAAUGAGAACAAAAAAUAUUCAAGGCUGGAUAUUUUGGCAAUGCCACGGAAAAGAACAGGCUCUUUUACAGCGCCAAGUGACACUGAAUCAAGUACACCUCGAAAUCGGGCUCUUGAUGCAGCCAAUAAGGGACGCAAGUCUGCAGCUGUUGAAAGCAGCAAAGCUGUGAUCAGACGAACUUUAGGGGCAAGUGAAAGGCAGCCUGUCUCUAGAGCGCGAUCAAGCAGUGCCAAGUAUUCUUCUACAGUUAGUUCAAGGAGACAACAGAAAGGCUCCGAUUAUACCUCUACAUCUGACGAGGACAAUGAUUCCAACCAAAGUUCCACUAAACACAAGCGGUCCCAUGCAUCUGCAGCCACUCAGACUUCCAGGGUCCAUGGCAGGCAAAAUAUAACCCCCCAAGACAAUGAAGACACAGAUGAAAAUGAGAAUGACCCCUAUCAGCACUGGUCAACACACAGUGCAGAAAUAGCAAGACUAAGUCAGGACCUAGCUAAAGACCUUGCAAUUUUGGCACGCGAAAUCCAUGAUGUAGCAGGGGAUGGUGAUGCACAAGGUUCUAUGGGAACAGGGCAGAAUGCCACUACCACUUGCUUACCCAAUACACCAGUGUCCACAAUAUCAGCCAGAGAAGAGUUGGUCCAGCACAUUCCAGAGGCCAGUUUGAAUUUCCAAAAAGUUCCUCCUGGAUCUUCAAAAGUCAAAAAGGAGCUCAAUUCAAAUAUAAAUGAUUCAGAUUUAAGCUCCAAACACAGAACGUGGAGCAGGGAAGAGGUCAUUUUAGAUAACCUGAUGCUAAACCCUGUGUCUCAGCUCUCACAUGCUAUUCGAGAAAAUACAGAGCAGCUGGCUGAAAAAAUGAAAGUCAUGUUUCAGAGCAGAGCAGUCAACUGGGAAGAAAUUGAAGCAAAAAUCAAUUCUGAAAACGAAGUGCCAAUACUGAAGACCUCAAACAAGGAAAUAACAUCAAUUCUAAAGGAACUGAGAAGAGUUCAAAAACAGCUAGAAGUUAUCAACAAUAUCAUUGACCCCACUGGUGGUACAGACCUUCGUUCUAGGGGUUUAUCAAGUGCUACGCCUGUUACCAGUGUAAAUCGCCAAGUUGCCACAGCAGGGGACUCAGGAACUUUUGCACAAGGAGGGGGUUUCCCUUUGUUAAGCUCUCGUAUUGGGGGUGAGCAGGGGAAGAAGAAAGUGAGUGCUGAUGACAAGGGCUACAUUGUCUGAUUCUAUUUGCAUUUGUAAUUCAUGUUAUGUAUUGGUUAUUGAUGGAUGACUGUGGAUUUAGGCUUGAUUUCAGAGAUUUUGUAUAUGUCUUGUAUAUUGUUGAUAUGCUGUAUAAAACAACUUGUUUCUGAGUGGAUUGCAAAACUACUUUUGCCUUUUUAUGGAGGCAUUUUAUCACUGUGCAGCAGAAUGCAUUCAGUAUCAAGCCUUGUGUAAAAUGGUAAAUGGGUGGCGGGCCUUCUUUUCAUGAACAACUGUAGAGCCAUUUCAUAGUGCCAUAUUGAUUUUUGUGCUUUGUGUAUAAAAGCAUAUUGAUGAAUUAAUGUAAAACAAUCAGAGAAAUUGUUUCUUUUGUACUGUCAAAAUGGUGUUUUACUUUUGUUAUGGCAGAAUUUACAUUGCCAGCAGUGUCCCUGCACAGAAAACAGUGUUAAUACUGUAUGUUGCGAUGUUAUUGUGUUCAGUCAGCUUUGUCAUACAAUUAUGUGAAAUUAGAAUGUAAGACGCAUGGAUGCAGCAGAUAAUAAUGCAAAAUGUUGAAAUUCACUGAAAUUGUUUUGGUGAAAAAUGUGGGGAGGAAAAUAUUUUAAUUUCUUUCAGUUUUACAACACACUCAUUGUUAUUUCUCAAAUUUGAUCAAAAAUAUUCAUGCAGCAUAUGCAAUUUUAAUAAUUCUCUGUGUCAAUAUACUUUUACAGGCAGAACAUUUCUAUAUUGGUUAAAAAUUGUCAUUGGUGCAAGCGUACAUAAAACAAUGCCUCAAAUAUGAAAGUCGCUAUGUCAUUUUCAUAUUUGGUGAACACACUUUACUUGUGAUGUGUGGCCUCUGAUUUUAGAAGAACUGCAUUUUGAAAGUGAGCUCUUGCCUUGAUUUCCAUGAGAGCAUAAGUUACUGUAGUAAUGCUUUUAUUUUGUAGAAUGCUGAACCUCAUGCACUUUAUGUCUCUGAGCCAAUGAAAACCUACAGUAUAGUUAUCGAAUGUGGAGUAGGUGAACACAGUUCUUUGUCUGAUACAGUGGCAGUAUUUUACAAAUCCAACCUGGGGCUACAUGAAAUUCCACAUUUAACCUGCAUAUUGCAUCAUUGAAUAUGUGUAUUGUUUAGGCCUUUAUAGUGUUUAUUACUGGGGUUUAUACAAAUAGUUAACAUGCACACUAAUUCAGAUUACUACCUUUGUAAACUGUUUGUGGAUGCUGAAGGCUGGAUAGACUUCAAAACUUUUGCUUUUGGGUCACUUUCACCACUCUUUAUUGUGGAUAAUUUAAAGGUAUGUCAGCAGGUUCUUCUUUAAAACACAGGUUAUGUGUACCAUGUUUUGGGAAUAUAGGGGCAGAAUAGCAAGAAGUUAGAACAGGAGGCACCCUAGAGAAUCUGUGCUUCUAUUGCCAGCUUUGCACAAAUGACUUGGUUUGUUUUUAGUCUGUUGCCUCUUCAUUAUCAUCCUAAAAUAAUAUAAAAGUCUGUCUUUUAUUCACUUGUCUGGUCACCUCAGUACAGUGUGUCACAAGCUUUAAGUGAUCUUUUCAUGCAUCAUAGAUGACCAUAAAUCACUUCAUAGUUGGGUUUGUGUAAAAAAAAAAAAAAAUUAGACCUGUUUGUUUAUCAUCGCUUUAACUAAAUUAGGCCACUAUCUUCCAAUCUAACUGUUAAUCACGGCCACUUUAGAUGCUUCUAUCCAGUAAUCUCUUUAUCUUUUCUUCUGCUGCUCACUGUGGCUUCCUCUUCACAACAGAGUACAGCAGUGUAUUGUAACUUGAAUAUCUGUGAGUUUAAUACAGAUAAACAGUCUAAAGAACCAAUAUAAUGACUGUGUGGUGGUACAAAAUUAAAUCAGGAACCAAGGAAUGAAUUUCCACACUCAUACUAUUCCUUAAGAAAGAGUAAUUAACUAUUAGUUACUUUUUAAACUCUUUCUUACUUUUCUUUAGUCUUUUUUUCUUUAGUUUUUGAAAUUAAUGUAAUUUGACAUUCAGUUAUACAUUAUUUCUUUUUCCUUUUAAAAACAAAGAGCAUGGUUGUACAUAAUGUUAUACAUAAUAUUUAGUAAUGUGAAUUAAGAUUCUGACACUAACCACAGUACAAAAAAAUAACUUAAUAAUGGAGGUAAUUUACUUUUAUUAAAACUUGAAUUACUGUACUCUUUAAACUCCCAUAAACACAGUUGCACUACGUACUAGUUUUUAAAGUCAAUGUAUGAAUGCUGAACUGGCACCUGGUUCAGGGUUGGUUGCUGCCCUAAGCUUAGUAUGCUUAAAGUCGGACUUUGUGAUGGAGCUUAGAUGCAACAUUUAUUAACUAAAGAAUGAGGAAAUAUUCACUAAUGAAUGUACGUGUAAUAUUUGGGAAGCUUGUGCCCUGAUUAUGUGGGUAUCUGAUGCAUUAAAACUCUGAAUUAAGUUUCAUAUCAUUUUGUGUUUCACACGCCAAGUUUAGGGAAUUCUUACAUGAUAGAUGUUCAGUCAACUUUUUGUCUGUUCCUGUAUUUCCUAUUUAAAUAAAGUGACAAAACCCUUUUAUUUUAUAUAGCUUAUUUCGAAGUGUAUUACAUCUUAAGGCACUCUUCACAGAUUAAUAGGUAUUGUUCAGUUGUUGGACUGCCUUUUUUUUUCCAAACUGCAGUCCAGGCCAGUGAAGUGGUCCAUUGGAGUCAGACUGUGAGUCAGUGGUGCAGACUGAAAUGACCUCUUUGUGAUUAACCACAUGGGUUGUGUUCUCCUUUACUUAAUAUUGAGAUGUAAAUUGAAAGGGUGAAUAAUAAUAAUAAUUACAGUAAUAAUAGAGCAUAAAGAUAUUUGGCCUGGUAGUCCCAACUGAUUAUUAGUAAUAUAGUUAUGUUCAGACAAUGCUAACAGUCUCAAUUUAUCUUUCAUUGUAUUGUGAGAAAAUAUAUAUAUCUUUAGGUUUCUUGUUGAAAAUUUAGAGCAGGGCCUCUUUAAACCUCUGCAGCACACAUGGCAAUAUAACCUGCAUUUUUGUCACUCUUUAAUAUUGUUUUAUAUCAGUAUGCUACUGCUGGAGUAUGUGAAUUUCCCCUUGAGAUUAAUAAAGUAUCUAUCUAUCUAUCUAUCUAACCUGGCAUCCUAGCUACCAGUUUAUCACUGCCUGGAUGGGGCCAGUGGUGACUUUAGUAUUACUCCUAAAUAUUUUUUUGUUUCUUGUUUGGCUUAAAGCCACCAUAUUGUAGUUCCAUGUUUAUUUUUCACCCUACCUUCUUAUAUUUUACACAAGAUUUCAUUUUGCCUUUAUUCGUUUGCCUUAUAUUCUAAUUCCUUAUAGCAGUGGUGAAUACUACUCCAUGUUGCAAUAUUACCAUAUCUAAUCAAACUUUUAUAUUAUAGUGACUGAGCUACAGAAUUAAAUGUGGUAGGGCCUUUAUGCUAUUCUAUCUUUUUUCUACAUGUUUAGCAAUCUCAGCCUGAACCGCAUCAAUUGGAUCUCCCAGUUCCACAGUUCUUCUUGAGUUUUAUUGGCUUUAGUACCCCCCUCCAGGUUUAUAUUCUUUUCCUGUUACUCUUUUUGGGUGACAGCUCUUGUUUGUUGGCCUUUUGUUAGACAAAUUGAUUGAGCAUCAGUGAGUCCUGCCUCUGAAAUCUAACGUGCUAAAAUUCAUCUAUAAUGAGCUCUUUGUCAGUAUGGACAAC